CUUUGUAGAGUACUCGAGAAAGGGGCAAAACGCUGAAACAAAAGUGAUGGGAUUGUUUGUGAAGUUGUGACAUGUUUGAAGUAAACCGAAAACAUCAGAAAUGGCUGUGGCAAGAAGCAUAAUUAAGAGGAUGAGUAUUAGGGUUGGUGCUGUUCUGAUACGUCCUCGAACAACACCAUCUCAUUCACACUUCUUCCACUUUUGUAACGAUUCUCUCCCUCCAUUCAAAUCCCACCUUUCUUCCUUCUCCUCUACUUUCCUUAGAUCCUUCUCUCACCAUUUUCCAGAAGAGACAAGUGAUGAAGGUGCUACCACUGAUGGAUGGGAAGAGGAAGAUGAGACUGAACCUAAGAUUGGUGAUGGAGGUGAUGGUGGUGGAAUUGCCUUGCAAAAUGUCCCUUGGGGCCAGCGAACUCUCUCUAUUGCUGAGGAGGUGCUUAUGCAGUUCAAUGAGGACAUCAAACUUUUUGCUUUCAAAACAACUCCUCGUGGAUAUGUUUAUGUGAGAUUGGACAAAUUAACUGAUGAAUAUGGGUGUCCAAGCAUGGAAGAGCUUGAAUGCUACAAUAAAAAAUACAAAGAAAGAUUAGAUGAAGUUGGAGCACUUGGAGAGAUACCCGAUGAUUUGGCUUUAGAGGUUUCAACCCCAGGUGCUGAGAGGCUACUGAAAGUGCCAGGUGAUAUUGGUAGAUUCAAAGACAUGCCUAUGAGAGUCUGUUACACAGAAAAUCUAGAGUCCAAUUGCCCAGAAAGGGAGGGAGUUUUCUUGUUAGAUUUUAUAGAAAAAGACUCAGAGAUGUGUGUGUGGAAGUUGGCAGACGUUAAAGAGAAUAGAGACCCCCUUAGAAAAGGCAGAACUUUAAAUCGUAAACAGAAGGAUUGGAGAUUGAGACUUCCAUUCAACUUGCAUAGAAUGGUUAGUCUGUACCUUGCAUAAUUAUAAAGUAUAAAUUUGUUCUGAUUCAAAAACAUGGAAUUGUUUUCUCUCCCUCCUCCAUUCCCUUUUUGUCUAUCUAUAUUUUCCUUGCAUAUGGUAUGCAGAAGUAGUUUGACAAAAGAAAAGUUCUUUUUAGUUUUAGUAGUGGGCUCGGUACCUUGUGUAAUAUCGAGAAGUAUUAUGUUUGCUGCUGAGACUAGUGCAACCCACUUCCGUUAUCUGGCUUUAUUUAGAUGUUCAUUCCUUCAUUAUGAUUAUACUCUUUCACUUUGUUGUCCAAAAAUGGCUUUUCAUUUUAAUUUUUAAUUAUAUCAUUCUGUUCUUAAAAUAUUUUCUUUUUUUUUUUUUUGCUUGGUUUGAAGUCUGGGACUGGGAUGUGCAUCCUUUUUCGCGUCAGUAUUUUUCAAGCAUUUCUAAUAAAAUUCAUAAUUGUGGCUUCCUAUGCUUAGGCUUGACUAGAAUUCAUCUCUUCUUAUCUCUUUGUGUGGAAAGGCCCGCAACAACUUUAUGAGUUAGGACUAUUAGUUGGGUCAGUUAUGAUACUUAGCAGAAGGGGUUAGCUGGGACAUGAUAGUUAGUUGAAUUGUGUUAAGUAUACUGGCUUAGAAGAGCUCUAACCCCUUCUACCAACUAUUAUAAACCUCUCAACUAAUUGCCUUCGCUCCCAACAUUAUGGGGAAGAGACAUACCAUGAGAAGAAACAAAAAUUCUGCUUGAUACUAACUUGUAUUAUUUUCUUAAUGCUUACUAUGAUUACUCGCAACUUUUCAUUUUCCCGUGUUUUGUUACCAUUUUAUGGCUAUCUCUGUCGUCACUUAAAAAAAUAAGUUAGUGAAUUACGUCUUGAUCAUUGUAAAGUAAUCAAACAAUGCUUUUAUUUCUUCUGCAUGAUGGAGUGCAUAUUAUAAUCGUGUCUGAUACCAUCACUCGCCAUGGAGGAGUUUGUUGGUUGUGUUAUUUCCCUUGGCAUAGUGGUCCUUUGUUUUGGAUAGUAAUGA
Molecule: messenger RNA, 1935 nt
Organism: Vigna radiata var. radiata (mung bean)
Lineage: Eukaryota; Viridiplantae; Streptophyta; Magnoliopsida; Fabales; Fabaceae
Exons: 5
Coding region: 101-937 (278 amino acids)
Source: RefSeq, a predicted model, not a curated record